Molecule: messenger RNA, 2577 nt
Organism: Colossoma macropomum (tambaqui)
Lineage: Eukaryota; Metazoa; Chordata; Actinopteri; Characiformes; Serrasalmidae
Product: cell surface glycoprotein 1-like
Exons: 3
Coding region: 17-766 (249 amino acids)
Source: RefSeq, a predicted model, not a curated record
AGAUGAGCAGAUUCCUAUGGUGAAUGAUGCACUGCCCACACAAUCAGAUGAGCAGACUCCUAUGGUGAAUGAUGCACUGCCCACACAAUCAGAUGGGGAGACUCCUAUGGUGAAUGAUGCACUGCCCACACAAUCAGAUGAGCAGACUCCUAUGGUGAAUGAUGCACUGCCCACACAAUCAGAUGAGCAGACUCCUAUGGUGAACAGUGCACCGCCCACACAAUCAGAUGAGCAGACUCCUAUGGUGAACAGUGCACCGCCCACACAAUCAGAUGAGCAGACUCCUAUGGUGAAAAGUGCACCGCCCACACAAUCAGAUGAGCAGACUCCUAUGGUGAAUGAUGCACCGCCCACACAAUCAGAUGAGCAGACUCCUAUGGUGAAUGAUGCACCGCCCACACAAUCAGAUGGGGAGACUCCUAUGGUGAAUGAUGCACCGCCCACACAAUCAGAUGAGCAGACUCCUAUGGUGAAUGAUGCACUGCCCACACAAUCAGAUGGGGAGACUCCUAUGGUGAACAGUGCGCCGCCCACACAAUCAGAUGAGCAGACUCCUAUGGUGAAUGAUGCACUGCCCACACAAUCAGAUGGGGAGACUCCUAUGGUGAACAGUGCGCCGCCCACACAAUCAGGAGGUGAAGGUGAUGUACAAGUCAAGCCUGUGAAUCCUCAGCCAGAUGCAGAUGGACGGACAGACAGUGGACACACAGACACUGACUGUAAAGAAGAUGUGGACCUUGUUCUGCCUCGACUCACUGGACACUGAAAUACCAAGAUAAGUAUUACACAGAGGAUCAAACUCUCCAAAAGGGCCCCAAUUUUGCUUGUUGACUCUCAUUGCAAACUGAAACCGUUUAGUAUGAUUAGCAGUGAAGCUGCUGAUGGGUUCUCAAGAAAAACACUGUAGCUGAAGGGAUGCAGCUCCAGCAGUGACCGCAGAGACAUUGGUGGUCACUUUUCUCGAGACAGAGAACUCAAGAUUAAACACCCUGCAGAUCUUCUGUGAAAGUCACAGGAUUAUUAUAAACUCUUGAUAAUGUUGAGGAGGAAUAAACUGUUUCAUGGGGAAAUCUGACAGCUGGUUGGAUAAACACUCAAAGUCUGAGACUGAAGGAUUUCACAUGGGAACAGCUGGAUGGAUGUACAGUGGAUUCAAGGCACUGAGUGUCUGAAAAGAAGAUGUGGACCUUAUUCUGACCUCUCUUGGCCCACUGGACGCUGAAAUGCCAGUGUAAGGACUACACAGAAGAGCGUACUUUACAAAAGGCCUCAGUUACGCUUUUUAUGACCAGUCAAAACUGUUUGGUAUGAGUAGCGAUGAAGCCACUGAUGGAUUUUUAAAAGACACUGUAGCUGAAUGGAUGCAGCUCCAGCAGUGACUUCAAACACAGAGGAGGAUAUUAUUCUGGAGUUAGAGAACUUGGUGGAUCAGUCUGAGUCCUUAGUGCAGAUACGGGGCUAAUGCUGCGUUCGGGCGCUCAUCAGAAGGUUGUUUAUCCCAGAUAGUUACUAGUAAAUAUGAUUAAACUCCAUUCUGGUGCUCAAUCAUAACGGUUAGCUUCGCCCUGUACACAGAAAAAGAAAGAAAGAAAGAAAGCAGAAAAAGAAAAAGAAAGCAGAAAAAGAAAAAGAAAGCAUGGCGGUCCGGAGAAUCUUACUUUCUCUUUACUGUGUUAAGAAGCACACAGAUCUAAUAGAAGCACAUCUGGGGUCAUUUUACAGAAACUUCUUACAUCUAUAUUCUGAUCUGUUUAGUCUCCAUGACGACGUCAGUAGGGACUGAAUUUAGUUCAGUAGCUAUUCCAGAAUAGCAGCUCUGAACUUCAUAAUCUCAUCAUGAACUCCAGAUAAGAAAUCAGCAUCACACAGACAUCCUAACUAGACUAAACCUCCUAAAUCCUGUCCUAACUUUAGGAUGAACCCCAAGUGCAGCGUUUUACUGCCUUUAUCAGCUGUUCGAGCGCAAUGUCCACGUUUUAAACACCACUCGAACGCAGCAUAAACUCAGCCUCAGGACGCUGCUGAUCCAUCAGGAACAUUCUGUGGUUCUUUCUCCACAGAGAUGAUCCACAAAUAGGAGACAGAAGCUUCAUUUAUGGCUUCAGCAACUGAAAAACUAAUAAAAUAAGAUGGCGACAAAGGGACCUAAGGAACCCUCCUGUACUGGAUUCAGUGGUUUUGUGGAGUUAAUUUUGUGAUAAAAGUUGCACAUAAAUAAUAAAAUCCACAAGCAAAAUAUUAAGAAUCAGAAUGUCAGAAAUAUGGUGCACAUAGAGUUAAAUCAAACUUUUACAGAAGAUCACUACUCAUUUUCACUCAUUCUGAUAUGAAUUUAUUACUCGUUUUGCCAAUUUUUAUUUUCGUUUUUUUCUGUUUGUUGAUCUCACUGAAAGUUGUUUUUUUUUCUGGAAUCGCUCUUUUUCUGACACUGAGGGAUUCUGGGGUAGAAACAACAAAAGACUGAACAGCCACCAUAAACCCAGAACUCACAGCCAACCAGGACAAGAUGACUUGAUUCCUUUUGUAGUGAUUAAACAUUACUGUCCAUCCACUGACGGCAGCAGUGACUCAUACAGU